AUGUCGCCAUUUACUACCAAGCGCCGCUCCGGCUUAGAUGAACUACUAAAUCGGAAACGACUAGGACCCUGGGAGCAAUUCCUGGAGCAGCCCUGCGUGUUCCUUGCCCGGAAACUCUACACUUGGCAUCAAAUUAUCCCAGCUGCACCACUCACGAAUCCAGUUUUCAUUGUCUGUAUCUCAGACCAUAACACUCAGCCGAGCCUUCCAGAUGGAGAUAUCCUCAUCCAUGCAGGCGACCUUACACAUUCAGGCUCGUUACAUGAACUCCAGACCACGCUUACCUGGUUAAAUGCACAGGCGCAUGCAAUUAAGAUCGUUGUCGCUGGUAAUCACGACUUAUUACUAGACACAGGGUACCAUAGUAAUGAUCACAAACUUGGAGCCUCCGCGAACCAAGAAGUCCAAGUCCAACUCUCUGAACGCGAUCAACUCGACUGGAGCGAUAUUAUGUAUCUGGAAAACGAGGAAGCGCCCGUUAUCUGUGAGAAUGGUCGGCAUUUACGAAUCUAUGGCAGUCCCCAUUCACCUCAAAAUGGAAACUGGGCCUUCCAAUAUCCUCGCAGUCAAGAUAUCUGGACUACAAUCGUCCCAGGUGGUAUUGAUGUACUGAUCACACAUGGGCCACCGCGCGGGCACCUUGAUCUAAUGAAGUUGGGAUGUAUGCAUUUGCUACGAAAUUUAUGGCGAGUGCAGCCACGGCUACAUGUCUUUGGCCAUGUUCAUGAAGGAAGAGGCACCGAAUGGCUGUUAUUCGAUGAGCUCGAAAAUGCAUAUGAGCGGGUUAUUUUUGCUGGAGGGGGACUUUGGUGUCUUUUAUUGACUAUUUUGGUGUUCUUGAAGACAUUAUUUCGUCCAUCUGUGGAGGCGAGGUGUUUACUUGUAAAUGCAACUAUAGUGGGCGGGUUGAGGGAGGAUGAGCGAAGACAACCUAUCAUAUUUAAAGGGUAUCCGUUUAGUUUUAUUGUACUGUAUUAG
Penicillium angulare is the source of this 978-nucleotide messenger RNA. Its product is annotated as metallophosphatase domain-containing protein. The record is from RefSeq and is a predicted model, not a curated record. The transcript has a single exon. Gene Ontology annotation, molecular function: hydrolase activity. Bases 1 to 978 code for a protein of 325 amino acids. Lineage: Eukaryota; Fungi; Ascomycota; Eurotiomycetes; Eurotiales; Aspergillaceae.